Molecule: messenger RNA, 957 nt
Organism: Pogoniulus pusillus (Red-fronted tinkerbird)
Lineage: Eukaryota; Metazoa; Chordata; Aves; Piciformes; Lybiidae
Gene: LIN28A
Product: lin-28 homolog A
Exons: 5
Coding region: 1-957 (318 amino acids)
Biological process (GO): pre-miRNA processing
Cellular component (GO): cytoplasm; nucleus
Molecular function (GO): mRNA binding; zinc ion binding
Source: RefSeq, a predicted model, not a curated record
AUGGCGGAGCGGGGGCCCGGUGCGAAGCCGGGCGAGGAGCCGGACGGAGACUCCCCCAAGGCGGAGAACGAGCCCCAGCCCCUGCACGGCUCCGGCAUCUGUAAGUGGUUCAAUGUUCGCAUGGGCUUCGGCUUCCUCUCCAUGACCGCCAAGGGCGGCGCGACCCUGGACUCCCCCGUCGAUGUCUUCGUGCACCAGAGCAAGCUCCACAUGGAAGGCUUCCGCAGCCUGAAGGAGGGUGAGGCUGUGGAGUUCACCUUCAAGAAGUCCUCCAAAGGUCUGGAGUCCAUCCGGGUGACUGGCCCCGGGGGGGUCUUCUGCAUCGGCAGUGAGAGGAGACCCAAAGGCAAGAGCCCUCAGAAGCGCAGAUCAAAGGAGACAGGUAAGAGAUGCUACAACUGCGGCGGGCUGGACCACCACGCCAAAGAGUGCAAGCUGCCCCCGCAGCCCAAGAAGUGCCACUUCUGCCAGAGCAUCAGCCACAUGGUCGCCAACUGCCCCGCGAAAGCACAGCAGUCGCCCAGCUCGCAGGGCAAAGCUGCCUGCUGCCGGGAGGAGGAGGAGGAGAUGCACAGCUCCGCCCUGCUCCCCGAGGCCCCGCGAGUGACGGCGGCUGCGGGGGGCAGGGGCCGGGGGGGGGCUUCCAUCGGGGGGAAAGGCUUUGGCAAGACCCCCAUAACCACUCUGGCCCUACCAAAGACCUGCAACCGCCCAGGUCCUGCCCCGGACCAGGCUGGCUCCCCUUACAGCUGCCACGCAGCACUGGCGCCGCUGUCCCGCAGCCGCCCCCUGCGAGCUGCCAUCGCCCUGCCAGGCUGCCCCGGAGCCGCCCCGGCCACACCCCCCGGGCCCGGCCACACCCCCCCCGGGCCCGGCCACACCCCUCCGGCCACGCCCCCAGCCAGCUUCCCCCGCCCCCGCGCAUGCGCUUUCCCGACGAGCGGCGCGGGCUGGUGA